UUUAAUUCAAAUGCUCUUUCUUAUUAUUUAUUUUAAUUUCCCCUUUCUCGUCUUAAGUCCCAAGUGAAGGAAGUCAAGUCCCAUUCUUUGUCUUUUCUUCCCCCUUUCCUUUCCACCACCCCACUCCUACACUGCCUGCAUUCCUCUGUCAAAACCCUAGAUUUUCAAAUCUAGGGUUUUGUUUUCUUAACCUGUUACGGACAUGAUUCAGAAACUCAACUCCCACCCUUGCUAGUUUCAGUUUUCUCUUCUCAAUCUAAGCCCCUGCUUUUUUUCUUCUUUUUUUUUACAUUUUCCCUCGCUAACCUCUGCCAUGGGGUUUUCAAUGCUGAUUCUUUUUCACCUCUAAAACCACUUCCUCUCUUAUUUUCUUUAACUUUUGGGCAUUCACAACUCAUCUUCUUUGUGGUGUUUCUAGGUAAACGAGACCCUUGUUCUUCUUGCAUUCACUUGACAUGAUCUCUGAGCUUGUUACCUGAAUCUCUGGAGCGAGCUUCUGGGCUGUAGAUCCUCUUCUUUCUUCUUUGCGUUUGGGUUAAAGAUCUAAUUUUUCCAUCAUUGUUAAAGCUAUUUGCUUUUGACUAGUCGAAGGGUACCUAGCUAAACCCCUGCUUUUAUAUCUUCACUGGUUUCUUAGUUUAAUUAAGAAGUUAGCAUUAGUGAAAGGAUUUGGGGUUGAGGAGGAAAAAUUAAGAAGAAAUUAUCACAGUUGACAGACCUGUCAGUAAAUGCAUGGAUGGGAGAGAAGGCAUGGCAUUUCCUGGUGGCUCUGUUCCAUAUUACAUGCAGCAUAGAGGAGGAGGGGUUAGUGGGUCUGGUCCAGGAACUGGGACACAGAGUGGAGGGUUUCAACCACCCUCUGGCUUUAGAGCUUUGUCAAAUGUCUCUCCAGGUUCUGCAUUUAAAGUAGAGUCUCAUUCUUAUUCUCAUUCUCAGUCUCAGCCUCAGCAUGCUAGUUUUAGUCAUGGCAUUAACAUAGGUUCCUCUCCUGAUGGUGGAGGUGGAGGACCUUCUUCUGGUGAGCCUGUGAAGAAGAAAAGAGGGAGGCCUAGGAAGUAUGGCCCUGAUGGAUCUGUUUCAUUGAUGCUCUCUCCCAUGUCUGCCACUGCUAGUUCCACGCCGGGAUCAGGCACUUCUUCGGAGAAACGGCCCAGAGGGCGCCCACCUGGAAGUGGAAGGAAGCAACAGCUUGCCACUCUAGGUGAAUGGAUGAACAGUUCUGCAGGACUGGCUUUUUCACCUCAUGUUAUCACCGUUGGAGUUGACGAGGACAUUGUAGCAAAGUUAUUGUCAUUUGCACGGCAGAGACCAAGGGCUGUGUGCAUCUUAACAGGAACUGGGACAAUUUCUUCAGUCACUCUGCGCCAGCCUGCUUCUACUAGCAUCGGUGUCACUUAUGAGGGCCGAUUUCAAAUAUUAUGCUUGUCUGGUUCAUACUUGGUUGCUGAAGAAGGUGGACCUCACAAUAGAACAGGUGGCAUGAGUGUUUCCCUUUCUAGUCCUGAUGGUCAUAUUAUUGGUGGUGGUGUUACUAGGCUUGUUGCUUCAAGCCCAGUGCAGGUGGUAGCAUGCAGUUUCGUAUAUGGGGGCUCCAAGCCAAAGACUAAACAAGUGACCACUACUACUACAGAAGAUACCAGUUCAGAGCCUCAGAGUAGUGAUAAGUUAGCUUCUCCAGGCAGUGUUCCUCCGCCUAAUCAAAACUACACCUCUUCUCCUGCCCCAGGCAUUUGGCCUGCAUCAUCAAGGCCAGUAGAGGUGAAAAGUGCACAUGCACACACUGGUAUUGACUUGACGCGUGGGUGAAGACCAUUUAUUAUUCUAUAAGAGACAUUGCAGUUUUGUAUAGAGAUCUCUUGUUGUAAAUGAAUCGAAUUUGUGAGCAUUGUGACUCUUGCUAUCUCUAGUUCGCGCUAACCUAUGCUGUAACCAAUGGAUUGGGGUUAAGUAACAGUCUUGACUAUGCGAAAAGUGUUUGAUGGAAUGGAAGCGAAAAGUGUUUGAUGGAAGUGGGAAGUAUGUUGUGCUAAUUAAUAGAA
Glycine soja is the source of this 2039-nucleotide messenger RNA. Its product is annotated as AT-hook motif nuclear-localized protein 5-like. Gene Ontology annotation, molecular function: minor groove of adenine-thymine-rich DNA binding. The transcript is spliced from 5 exons. NCBI's taxonomy places the organism in Eukaryota, Viridiplantae, Streptophyta, Magnoliopsida, Fabales, Fabaceae. The record is from RefSeq and is a predicted model, not a curated record. The coding region runs from base 733 to 1806 and encodes 357 amino acids.